Molecule: messenger RNA, 2817 nt
Organism: Scheffersomyces stipitis CBS 6054
Lineage: Eukaryota; Fungi; Ascomycota; Pichiomycetes; Serinales; Debaryomycetaceae
Gene: CSR1
Product: Csr1p
Exons: 3
Coding region: 378-2786 (802 amino acids)
Biological process (GO): regulation of transcription by RNA polymerase II
Cellular component (GO): nucleus
Molecular function (GO): DNA-binding transcription factor activity, RNA polymerase II-specific; RNA polymerase II cis-regulatory region sequence-specific DNA binding
Source: RefSeq, a predicted model, not a curated record
AAUUAAGAGAGAAGGAUACACCGAGUGCUUAGAAGAGUUAGAGAGUAGUAAUCAAAUCUACGCCACUUCCGAAGUCAUAUAGUAAGUGCACGUAUACUUCCAUCACAACUUCGGCCAAUUCUAAAGAUAACGGUUAUAAAAAAGUCCGAACUGCAAUCAGGAAAAGUUUGAUUUGGUUCGGGUAACGAUACGCAUUCACAGAGGUUAGUUGAACUUCCUAUUCUCAGGUCAAACUUUUUUCCGUGUAAUUUUCAUUCAUUAUAAAAUAGUUUUUUUAUAUUAAAUUCAUAUCGUUCUUCUUAUUGCUGAUCAACGUUGAAUAAAGUGGUACAUUGGAACGAAAUUUCUAAAUUGAAUAUUAAUUACCGCCGUCUGCCAUGAGUUCCAUUUCUGUUUAUAUUUCGACAGACUCUGGAGGUUCUGGUUCUACGGCUUCAAAUAAUUCUGGUACGUCUUUCGGGGCUUCUUCAGUUGAUUCUAGUGUUGGUCAUGAUCUGGUUCCGAGCAAAAACGGAGCUUCUGACGCUACAGAGCUUCAGUCAGCCUCGGGUUCCAGUUCUGUUUCAGAAAGGUCGGACUCUAAGUUCACUUCCUUGACUUCGUCGUCAAAUGGCUCGGUGUCGCCGUUGGUGGAAUCUGCCAAUGUAAGUUUGCCAAAGUCAUUCUACCAGAAGCUCACCAAAAGUGAACAGCUCAACAGCUCAAUAAUUACCCAUGGUUAUGUACAUGGACAUAUUCACAAACACGGAGACCAUACACAUAUCCAUGGCCAUAUCCAUAAUCAUGACCACGACCACCAUAACAGCGUGACCAAGCAACCAUCUACGACUACGGUAGCCGACGAAUCUUGUCAGGAAUUUGACGAUCUCGACUUGUGCACUGACAUUUUCUGCGAUGAGUUGGACGACUGCUUCUUCUUGAACUGUGACGACUCAAAAAACUCCUCUUGUCAGAACCACGGAUGUUGUGAUAACUCAGGAGACUACUUGGAAGAAAUAUGCUGUAACGACAUCCACUGCAUUGAAGAUAGCAGUUCUGAUAUACCUGCUGAUAAAAAUAAUACUGACUUCUGCUGUGGCAACUCAAAUUGUCCCAGCUACUCUGUCUGUCAUGGUGGCACUGUCUCGUCGACAAGCACUACGGAAGCUAUUUGCAACGAUCCUCAGUGUGUUUCAGAUUCCAACACGUCUAUAGUCUAUGAUUGUUGCGAUACGACAACUCCAGGAUAUCCGAGUAACCAUCAGAAUAAUCUAUGCGAUCUACAAUUAUCUAAGAAGCCCAUGUUUGCAAACUUAAUCAAUGGCGUCCAUCAAAAUUUGGACCAAAUAGCAACGGAAUCAGACGAAAUACAAUUGCAAGCUGCAAAGAAAAGAAAGCUAGCCGAUAAAAACUUUGAAAUCCAUUUCCCACAUCAUUGCCACCAUUCCGAUAAUCCAGAGCAAUCAACAGCUCCGGGCCAUCAUCAUUUCCACCAAUCCUGUUUUCACACAACAAUUCAAAAUGAUUCCACUGCAGUAGCCUCUGAUUCAGAACCUGCUAACAAGUUGAUGUCUGAUUUUGACUUCUACAUUCAGUUCAAUAAUUUCAAUCAAUUUUUGAACAACUCGCAACCACUGCAAAAUAAUAAUCGAACAUUCCAGAAACAAGAACCCUCUAUUGAAUAUUUGCAUAAUUUUCAAGGAGCGCCAUUCGAGAGCAGCUCUGAACUGUACUCUUGUAAAUGGGACAAGUGUUUCGAAAAAUUGACUGACGAUACAUUUUUGAAGCAUUUAAUCGGACAGCACAUUGGCCAAGAAUAUGGCAUGCCCACCAACAAUAAUUCGAACAAUAAUUCGAACAAUACAGUCAACCCAGCACAGACAUUAUAUCAAUGUGAAUGGAACGACUGUGAUUACAUAAACUCCGAUCUAAAUUCAUUGAUAGACCAUAUUGUCACACACAAGGGAGACAAGAUCCAUGAAAUAUAUUCGCAAGAUUCAUUGGUUCCUCUCAAGAGUCAAAAUCAUCUUUUGACCCCAAGUUCCUCGAAAUCUGGCUUAUCCUCUCCUACAUUAAUGACAUCUCCACCAAUAUUACCAAAUAGUCCUCGAAAAUUCGACGACCUCAAUAUUACGUCUAUAAAAAUUAUGCCGAAAAAGAAUAGUAGCAGCAGUAUUCAUCCAGAAGAUCCCAACUUCACUUGCAAGUGGCAAAUUGGUGUUGAUAGUGACAGAAAUCCAAUUCCCUGCAACAAAAUUCAUGCCAAUGCGGGAGAAUUACAACAGCAUUUGGUGGAUGAACAUAUUGGCUCAGGAAAAUCCAUCUACAGCUGUGACUGGAUUGGCUGCGAAAGGCAUAAUGGGAAAAUGUUCACCCAGAGACAAAAGGUCUGGAGGCAUAUCCAUGUUCAUACCAAUUUCAAGCCAUGUAAAUGUGAAAUAUGCGGAGCUACUUUUGCUGUUGAUUCGAUGUUGAAACAACAUAUGAGAACGCACUCCGGUGAAAAACCAUUCAGCUGUUCCAUAUGUGGAAAGAAAUUCGCAACCAGUUCAUCGUUGUCUAUUCACAACCGAGUUCACACAGGAGAAAAGCCGUUGGCGUGCAAAUGGCCUGGCUGCAAUAAGCGGUUCAGUGAAAGUUCAAACUUGACAAAGCACAUGAAAAUACACUUUAAGACCUUCAAGUGUGAGAUUUGUGACGAAGAAUUCGAGAAGAAACCCGAUUUCACUAAGCAUAUGAAGUCGCAUAAGGUUGAAGGUGAGGAUUUCGAAGAUAUGGAAUUAAAAUCGCAAUUGUCAAAUAGCUGAAAUCUACAAGGAAAUGUACAUCGCUAAACCU